AUGCGGCCCAAACGACGGGUCCAGCUUCACCACCGCCGCCCUCAAGAUGUCUCCCCCUCAAAGACGUCCUCGAGUUUCACCACAAACAAAAAGAACGUCUCAUCUUCCCGACGGUUCCUGAGGACCCCCAAGUGUGCCCGGUGUAGGAACCAUGGUGUGGUGUCCUGCCUCAAGGGCCACAAGAAGCUGUGUCGCUGGCGAGACUGCCGCUGUGCCAACUGUCUGCUGGUGGUGGAGCGGCAGAGGGUGAUGGCGGCCCAAGUGGCACUUAGAAGGCAACAAGCAUCUGAGAAUAAAGAUCAAAAUCAAGUCCAAUCGACGCCCUCAUGUGUCGACUCCCCGGGGACAACAGGUGAUUUUCCUUCAGUUGGCGGAGCUCAGCAUGAGUCCCCUGCCACUAUAGCUGCCAGGGCUAAGCUUAAGUCUGCUGAAGCUUUACUGGCGCAGAAGAGGUUGUACCAGCGCCACCUGAGGUCCCUGCAGCAGUCAGCGCUCGCCAGGGAUCUUAUGACGAACCUCCGGCAGCGUCUCGGGCGGGAGUGGCGGGUUCCUCCUUACCUCAGCGAGAGACAACGUAAACGUCGAGCCUUCGCUGACCGGGACCUGGAGACCGUCAUGUUACAGCGUGAGUCCGUUCUAGCCCAGACCGCCCAGCUCGCCGCCCACCCCACCCACAUACCCCAGGAGUGGAUGGCUCACGUGGCUCUCUUACCAGUUCAUCUUCAAGAAGCUCUGAGGUUACACCCACAGCCAGCCCAGGCGCUACUGCAGCUGGUGAUAGAGGCGUGUGGUGGCGACCGAGAGAGAGCCCUUCAGUACCUGGCCACGCCCCCGCCCAUAGUCAGUCAGCCCGUCCUCAGCCACACCGCCCAUGAAGGGUGCGGAGGAGUCGCCAGCGGGGUGCAUCUAGCUCAGGAACUACCAUCACGGUUCCUUCAAUUGUCUCUGGCCGCCGCCGCCACCUCCACACCACCGACCACCACACACUCCCUCUUCACAGCUUCCUCUACCUCGGCGUUUAAAGCUGUUGGUCGAGACUCUAGUCGAGAAUCACCGUCUUUGUCGUGCUCGUCGCCGCCCACCCGACCACCACUAACACCCAGCCCUCAAGAACAAGAGAGAAUGGAUAGUCCGCCGUCAGCCUCACCAAACAACCUGAAACUGAAGAUUAACACAGCAGGGAAGACAGCUACUACACCCUCCUCAGUGUCUGUGUCUUACCCGUCCAUACUAAUGACUCCAGAGUUCCAGCCCAUCUCUCCUUCUCACACCCUCAAGUCGUCACCAUCAUCCACUGUUCCUCGUGCUAGAUCUUCCCCCAACAGCACCGCGCCCUGCCAUCCUGCCCUGUCCAAGAUAACACCUGCAGACGACGACUCACACGACCACACCACCUACCCGACCCCCAGGAAGGCAGUUAUCUCCUUCUCUGUGGAAUCCAUCAUCGGGAAGCAGAUAUGAGUCCAGCUCAGUGUAUAGUAUAGGACCUGUAGUAACAAUGACACGGGAGUUAUUCACUCAAUAAUCUCCUAUACAUCAGUAGUUUAAUUUAAUAGAUUACGACAUUACGUAAGAGAGAAUAUGCGGUAAUAGAUGUGACAGUUGUUAUUGAGAAUUAUAAACUAACAACAACACAACAACAACAACUAUAAUAACCCAUUAUACAAAAGACACUAAUCUUUUUUUUUCGGGGGUGGAGAAGAGAAGAGAGAGUACAUAGAAAGGCAACAGCGAUCAUUGUUCACAAGAUGCGAGGCUACACACCAUCAGUCAUGUAAUGGCUGAUGGUCUAAACAUAUUUAUACAAAAAAAAUAAUAAAAUCGCUUGAGAGAGACAUAACAAUAAUACGCCAUGAAAAAAUAAUAAUAUAAUUUAGUGAAUUUCUUUUGUGUUUAGAGUAAAAUUAUGAAACGAAAUCAAUGGAAAUCUUGACUGGAGUGAAGGAACGUUAGAAUAAUGAAAGGGAUCACGAAUAUCUAUAUAAAAAAACACAUACAAAUCUUUAAAAAAAAUUAGAAAUAUUAACAAAAAUGGAAGAGAAUUAACAUAGGAGUUUAUAAACGUUUUAAACUCAACAACUAUACUAUACAUCCACUACAGUUAUGAUUAUGUAGUUAGUGCGGUUAAGUUCAUGUCAGAAGGUCAACAAGAGAUCUUUUGAAUGUGAAGUAAAGAAAUUUCUACUUCCUGUUGCAGUUCGCCUCUCUGUCGCCUCUCUCUCUCUCUCUCUCUCUCUCUCUCUCUCCCUCCCAUCAGCUGCACUGUCACCAAUUAAAGCCUUUUUUUGUGCACAAGUGGUGGAAGUGGUAAUGUGUGGAGACUGACCCCACACACACACACUCACUCACUCAUACACACACACACAGUCAUACAGAUACAUACAGUCCUCACAUACACGCACUCAUUCAUACAGACACAGACAUACACAUAGUUCUUACGCAUAUACACACUCAUACAUACACACACACACACACACAGUUCCCUCAGUCAUAAUACAAACCGUAAUUUUCACGUUACAAUUUUUACUGCACGACAUUACUGUUUAUUUAUGCAUGACCCGGAAAUAAAGAAAUACUUGAUUGUUUUGAUAUACUUGACUUUAUUUAAUAUAUCUGACUUAAUACGUUAUGGACGACUGAGAUUUAUAGUAAUUACGUUUAUUAUUAUAGUGUGUAUUGUGGGUUAGUAUCUAGCAGUUGAUUAUACAUACAUACAUAUAUAAUGAUCCUCUAAAUAAAGAAAUGAACGGUAUAAACCCAGGUAUUAAAAUAUAUAUUAAAAUUAUCACUUAUAUUUAUCUUCAAUAUACCAUCAGUUAUUUAUAUUAUCAUUAAAUAAAUAAAUAAAUAAAAAUCACUCAAAAUUAUCAGAUUGAAAAAUAAUAUACGAUGUUUUUUUCAUGUUUUAAUAAAAGCUAAAAUAAAGUAUUGUAUAAUAUUGUAUAAUCCACUGUAUAUAUGGUAACCCUUUAUCUAUCUAUCUAUCUAUCUAUUUGUCUGUCUGUCUGUCUAUCUAUCUAUCUAUCUACCUG
Molecule: messenger RNA, 3032 nt
Organism: Homarus americanus (American lobster)
Lineage: Eukaryota; Metazoa; Arthropoda; Malacostraca; Decapoda; Nephropidae
Product: doublesex- and mab-3-related transcription factor 3-like
Exons: 4
Coding region: 1-1461 (486 amino acids)
Biological process (GO): sex differentiation; regulation of transcription by RNA polymerase II
Cellular component (GO): nucleus
Molecular function (GO): DNA-binding transcription factor activity, RNA polymerase II-specific; RNA polymerase II cis-regulatory region sequence-specific DNA binding
Source: RefSeq, a predicted model, not a curated record